Myxozyma melibiosi is the source of this 1596-nucleotide messenger RNA. RefSeq names its product FACT complex subunit-domain-containing protein. Gene Ontology annotation, molecular function: nucleosome binding. The transcript has 2 exons. The record is from RefSeq and is a predicted model, not a curated record. Gene Ontology annotation, biological process: transcription elongation by RNA polymerase II. The coding region runs from base 1 to 1596 and encodes 531 amino acids. Lineage: Eukaryota; Fungi; Ascomycota; Lipomycetes; Lipomycetales; Lipomycetaceae. Gene Ontology annotation, cellular component: FACT complex.
AUGUCAGAACGAAAGAAGCUGAGGCAGGAAACCAAGGUGGUCAACGAGGCCGCUGAGCUCAAGCGACGCGAGCACCAGAAGAAACUUCAUCUGAAGCUCUUGGAAGAAGGCCAGAAGCGCUUCGCGGGCGAGAGCAAGGCAGAAGAUGACGAGAAGCGUGCGGUGUUUAGACGCUACGAGGCCUACAAGCGUGAAUCGCAGUUCCCGGUUGGCGUCAAAGACCUCAAGAUCGCGGUUGAUCCCAAAAGUCAGGUUGUCGUGGUGCCGAUCUGCGGCAGACCGGUGCCGUUGCACAUCAACACUCUGAAGAACGCGAGCAAGAACGAUGAAGGCGAGUAUGUUUACAUCCGUCUUAACCUCAUGACUCCCGGCCAGGCUAUCGGCAAAAAGGACGAGCUGCCGUACGAGGAUCCGAAUGCGCAUUUCGUGCAGAGUUUGACGUUCCGCUCGCGCGACACCGAGCGCAUGACCGAUAUCUUCCGCAGCAUUCAGGAGAUGAAGAAGAAUGCGAUGAAGAAAGAGAUCGAGCGUAAGGAGCUCGAGGACGUCGUUACACAGUCUAAUCUUGUCGAAGUCAAGAACCGACGCCCUUUACGACUCGAUAACAUUUUCGUGCGCCCGGCCAUGGAGGGCAAGCGAAUUGCCGGCAGUAUCGAGAUCCAUCAGAACGGUUUACGAUAUCAGUCCCCGGUUCGCAUGGAUCAGAAGUUUGAUCUUCUGUUCAACAACAUCAAGCAUCUUUUCUUCCAGCCCUGCGACCACGAGCUUGUCGUCAUCAUUCACGUCCAUCUGAAGCAGCCGAUCAUGGUUGGCAAGCGCAAGACCAAAGACGUGCAGUUCUACCGGGAAGCGUCUGAUAUCCAGUUCGACGAGACCGGAAACCGGAAGCGCAAGUACCGCUACGGCGAUGAAGAUGAGCUCGAGGCCGAGCAGGAGGAACGAAAGCGACGGCACGCGCUCAAUAAAGAGUUCCGAGCGUUCAGUGAGCGCAUCUCCGAAGCCUCGAACGGUGCUUUUGAUGUCGACAUUCCGUUCCGCGAGCUGGGAUUCUAUGGUGUGCCCUUUAGAGCAAAUGUUCUUUGCCAGCCGACGACGGACUGUCUCGUGCAGCUGAUUGACCCGCCGUUUUUGGUUAUUACAUUGUCAGAAAUUGAGAUUGCGCAUUUAGAGAGAGUACAGUUUGGGCUCAAGAACUUUGAUUUGGUGUUUGUUUUCAAGGAUUUCAGUCGGCCGGUGGCACACAUCAACUCGAUCCCGAUGGACAGUCUCGAGAGUGUUAAAGAUUGGCUCAACGAAGUCGAGAUUGCGUACUCUGAAGGCCCGCUGAACCUCAACUGGGCGACCAUUAUGAAGACGGUGACCUCAGAUCCUCACUCGUUCUUUGAGGAAGGAGGAUGGUCGUUCUUGAACAAUGAUUCUGAUGAGGACGUAAGUGAUGAGUCUGAGCAGGAGUCUGAGUUUGAGGCGUCAGAUCUUGAUCCAUCGGAUGAGAGCGAGGCUGAGAGUGAUUUUGAUGAUGAUGGAAGUGCGUCGGGUGGAGACGACGAUGAGGAAGAUGAUGAUGAUGAAGAUGACGAGGAAGAUGAUGAGGAUUAA